Molecule: messenger RNA, 1032 nt
Organism: Coprinopsis cinerea okayama7#130
Lineage: Eukaryota; Fungi; Basidiomycota; Agaricomycetes; Agaricales; Psathyrellaceae
Exons: 2
Coding region: 734-916 (60 amino acids)
Source: RefSeq, a predicted model, not a curated record
CCCAGUUCACCCUUUUUAUUUUCCUUUGUCCAGGAUGCAAUUCAAGUACCUCGCCGCUGCUCUCCUCUCUGCCUCUGCCGUCUUGGCCUCUCCCACUCAGCAAGAGAAGCGACAAGGUACGCGUUGUACUAUGCCUCUUGUCUAGUAGAACACAGAGCUGACUACAACGACCAUAGAUUUGGGAGACGUUAUUGGCUCUGCUAGUGCGUAUCCUGAGUCCCAAGCGAGUAUCCACGGAGAUGCUAAUGAAUGAUCUACCAUAGUUGAAUCCGCCGCAACCUCCAUCUUCGAUGAGGCAACCAGCCGAGCUGGCGACUUUGGAGACUCUUUCACCAGCCGUGCCGGUGAAAUUGGAGAUGCUGUUACUAGCAGGGCUGGGGACAUCGGUGCCGACAUUACCAGCCUUGCAGGCGAGGUCUUCUCUACCGUUACCUCUGUUGGUGGCAAGGCGUUCACCGUAGUCACCAGUGCCGGAGGUGAAGCCAUUACCCUCGCAGAGGCGGGUGCUGGUGUUGUUACCUCCAAGUUUGGCUCCGUCUACACCGUUGCUACCGCUGCCGUCGCCUCGGAAAUCGCCAACAACGAAGACGAUACCGGGUCUGCCUCGACCUUCCAGGUGCAAACCACUUUGGUCGUUGGUGCCGCCACUGUGCUGGGAAGCGCAUUGCUUGGUGCUUUCAUGACUCUCUAAACACGCGCAUUCAGAAUCGACACGCGUUGAAAACGUUCUGGGAUGGUCUGGCCGCAACACGAACCUGUGGUCGGUCCCUGGAGUUGCGAUCACGACCGCCAACAUCACACGCCUUUGGCGCCAUGUUUAGCCUUCAAGGUUAACUUAUUGGGAUAUUAUACCCCCUUCUCGUUCCUUUCGAUGGACACAUUUGCUUACGGAGCAUGGACGCUUUGCUGGAUAUAAAUGCUCGAGUUAGCCUGAUCUUUUAGUGUACCCAUCUACCAUAGAAACUUCGCACUUACUUCCUGUAAUUAACACCCAUUGUUGCCGUCUCAAUUCAAAGAGUGUUGUAACUCGUG